Molecule: messenger RNA, 1157 nt
Organism: Loxodonta africana (African savanna elephant)
Lineage: Eukaryota; Metazoa; Chordata; Mammalia; Proboscidea; Elephantidae
Gene: LHX8
Product: LIM homeobox 8
Exons: 8
Coding region: 1-1041 (346 amino acids)
Biological process (GO): neuron differentiation; regulation of transcription by RNA polymerase II; forebrain neuron development
Cellular component (GO): nucleus
Molecular function (GO): DNA-binding transcription factor activity, RNA polymerase II-specific; RNA polymerase II transcription regulatory region sequence-specific DNA binding
Source: RefSeq, a predicted model, not a curated record
AUGUCGGAGGAGUGCGGGCGGACUGCAGCCCUGGCGGCCGGGAGGACUCGGAAAGGCGCCGGGGAAGGGGUACUGGUGAGCCCCGAGGGAGCCGGGGACGAGGACUCGUGCUCUUCCUCGGCCCCUCUCUCCCCGUCGUCUUCGCCCCGGUCCAUGGCCUCAGGCUCUGGCUGCGCCUCUGGCAAGUGUGUGUGCAACAGCUGCGGCCUGGAGAUCGUGGACAAGUACCUUCUCAAGGUGAAUGACCUGUGCUGGCAUGUCCGGUGUCUCUCCUGCAGUGUCUGCAGAACCUCCUUAGGAAGGCACACCAGCUGUUAUAUUAAAGACAAAGACAUUUUCUGCAAACUUGAUUAUUUCAGAAGGUAUGGAACUCGCUGCUCUCGAUGUGGGAGGCACAUCCAUUCUACUGACUGGGUCCGGAGGGCCAAGGGCAAUGUCUAUCACCUGGCAUGCUUCGCCUGCUUUUCCUGCAAAAGGCAGCUUUCCACUGGAGAGGAGUUUGCUUUGGUGGAAGAGAAAGUUCUCUGCAGAGUUCAUUAUGACUGCAUGCUGGAUAAUUUAAAAAGAGAAGUGGAAAAUGGUAAUGGGAUUAGUGUGGAAGGUGCCCUCCUCACAGAGCAAGAUGUUAAUCACCCAAAGCCAGCAAAAAGAGCUCGGACCAGCUUUACGGCAGAUCAGCUCCAGGUUAUGCAAGCACAGUUUGCUCAGGACAACAACCCAGAUGCACAGACCCUCCAGAAACUGGCAGAAAGGACAGGCUUGAGCAGACGUGUGAUACAGGUAUGGUUUCAAAAUUGUAGAGCACGCCACAAGAAACACGUCAGUCCUAAUCACUCCUCCUCUGCCCCAGUCACAGCAGUCCCACCCUCCAGGCUGUCUCCACCCAUGUUAGAAGAAAUGGCUUAUUCUGCCUACGUGCCCCAAGACGGGACGAUGCUAACUGCGCUGCAUAGUUACAUGGAUGCUCACUCACCAACAACUCUUGGACUCCAGCCCUUGUUACCCCAUUCAAUGACACAACUGCCAAUAAGUCAUACCUAAUUCCUUUAUUCCUUUAUUCAGGGAUAGAAAUGAUUAAGGAUAUAAACUUGUCAUUUAUUAUGUAUAAAAUAUCAUUGAAAAGUUAUUAAUGUUAAUUUUUUAUUUAACACGCAAAG